This is a messenger RNA of Microthlaspi erraticum, 474 nucleotides long. The record is from the annotation of a GenBank genome assembly. Lineage: Eukaryota; Viridiplantae; Streptophyta; Magnoliopsida; Brassicales; Brassicaceae.
AUGAAUGCAAAAACGUCGGAGCUAUUUGGAGAUGGAUUUCUGUACUUCGAUUUGCUGAAUCUCCAACGUUAUUUGACUAUGCUCGUCGGACUCUUCUGCUCCGACGUGAUUUCAGGCGUAGAUCAAUACUAUUCCUUAGUCCAGAUUGCUAUUUGGUUAGCCUGGCUGAUUACAGUGAUUAGGUUCUCCUCCGACGGAGGUUUCUGGAGAUCGGCCGCCAUCACCACCUUUGUUCCUGUCGGAGCACUGGUUGCGAUUCAUCUUAUGGUUAACCAACUUCUUGGAGUGUCGAGCGAGUCAGAAGUCGAUGAAAUGUCUCGGCUUUUCUCUGAUUUUGUUGAUGGAUGUCUCUCUGUUCCUAUCAACUUACCUGGUUUUACGUACCACAAAGCAAUGAAGGCAAGAAAGGAGAUUAUAAGCAAGAUAAACAAGACAGUAAAUAAGUUUGUGUUGGUCUAUAGUCAUAUGUCGUAA